AUGUCUAAAAUGCAGCUGUUGCAGGUUUAUCUAAACGAGCGGUUAACAGCGGUGGCUGUUGAGAUAUUUGGGGCCGUGGAAAAUACCAUAGGAGAGUACCAGGAAGAAAUCUCCCGUUCAAAUGAGGAGAUCGAACGUCUACGGAGGCUGAUGGAUUUGGUUUUCCAACCCGACAUAAAGCUACAGAGAGCAGACCCCCAGCAGCUCAUUCUCCCUGUCCCUGAAGAGGAGGUUCCCACUGAGCAGCAGCACUGUGAGCAGGAGUGGAACCCCAGUCUGGGCCAGGAGGACCCAGAGCCCACUCCGAUUAAAGAGGAACAGGAGGAGUUUGGGACCAGUCAGGAGGAAGAGCAGCUUCAGGGGCUGGAGUCUGAUAUCAAAGAGGUCAUAUUCUCUCCUCCCUCUCCUCCCCAGCCCUCACAUCAUCUCCAAACCCAAACUGUGGAGAACAGAGAGAGGGACGCUCUACCUACCAAAACAAGUGAAGAGAUCAAAACGGAACCGGAUGGAGAGGGCUAUGGAGAAUCUGAAGCAAACAAUGAAUUACAGCCCCUCUCUCCACCACUCAAAUCAAAGACAACAUGGACAAAGAAAGUACAAAGCUCUAUUAAGACCAGGGAAGCCAGUGAGUUGAAAGUUCCAUUGAGGGCGGCUCACUCAGGGGAGAGACCACACAGGUGUCCUGUCUGCAGGAAAUGCUUUCUGAAAAUUAGCAUUUUAAAAACUCAUCAGAGAAUUCACACUGGGGAGAAACCAUAUUGCUGCAAUGUAUGUGGCAAAUGCUUCAGCCGGAUGGGACACCUGACUGAGCAUAUGAGAACUCACACUGGGGAGAAACCAUAUCAGUGCAAAGAAUGUGGCAAAUGCUUCAGCCGAAUGAGAAACCUGACUGUUCAUAUGAGGACUCACACAGAUGAGAGACCAUAUAAGUGCCCCAUGUGUGUAGAAUGCUUCAGAUCAGCAAGUCAUCUAAAAUGGCACCAGCGAAGACAUCACACAGGAGAGAAACCACGUUGCUGACUUUGUGGUAAAUGCUUCACUUGUAAGAACUGAGGAUGAGAAUGAACCCAGAGGGAUAAACAUGACAGUGCUGCUUGGGGCAAAAUUGUACUCUCACUUGUAGGAGGACCUUUCCAUUGUAAAACGCUGAUGUUUCAUAACCCUUCUGAGCAUGGCACAAAUGUAUAUACUGUAAUAAGUUUUUCAGAACCUAGUAGUUAUUUGGCAAUUCCAGCAUUAUUUGCACGCAAAAUCACAAU
Molecule: messenger RNA, 1259 nt
Organism: Salvelinus namaycush (lake trout)
Lineage: Eukaryota; Metazoa; Chordata; Actinopteri; Salmoniformes; Salmonidae
Product: zinc finger protein 79-like
Exons: 3
Coding region: 1-1020 (339 amino acids)
Biological process (GO): central nervous system development; regulation of transcription by RNA polymerase II
Cellular component (GO): nucleus
Molecular function (GO): RNA polymerase II cis-regulatory region sequence-specific DNA binding; DNA-binding transcription factor activity, RNA polymerase II-specific
Source: RefSeq, a predicted model, not a curated record